GAACCUCAAAAAUCCAAUGCGGUUCUAGGCCGCGUCAAUGGGAGCCUGGUGCGUGGAGGAAGGGAAGCCCCAGGCCUGAUCUGCCCUGCGUUGGCCAGGCCUCGCCCGGGAAACCCUGUGUCCCGAUCUGGGCGUGACGAUUCAAGAAGGAUAUAUUGACCAGCCGAGAAAGGUGGUCAAAAUGAGCCCUGUGAGGAGUGGUUAAAAGAGCUGGGCCUUGGAGAAAAGAAGUCUGAGAAGGAGACAUGAGAGCCACCUUUGUAGAUUUCGAAGGAAUAUCUGCUCUGGAGACUAGGGCACGGCACAGUGGAUUCAAAUGGUUAAAAAAAGGAGUUCCUCCUAAACAUUAGGAAGAAAUUCUUGAUGGUAAGAGCUGCUCAAGAAAGCAAUACAGUGCCUCGGAGCGUGGAGGCAUCUUCUUCUCUGGUGGUUUUUAUGCGGAGGAUGGAUGGGGGUGCUUUGCUGGCAUGUUCCUGCAGGGCAGAAGGAGGUUGGACUGGAUGGCCCUUGGAGGCUCUUCCAACUCCAUGAUUCUGUGUCCCUCCCAAAUUGUGGGACCUUCCUUCUCCCUUGUCACGUUUCAUUGGGUGCAAUGGUGGCAUCUGAGCUACUUUGAUGGCCCUCCAGGUUGGAGGGGGAAGGUUUGCUGAUGGUAUUUUAUUUUUGCAUCAAGGCAUUCCUGUCAAGUCACAGAGUCUCUUCGCAGAAAUCCUUGGUACAUCCUCCAAUGGUUGUGUAUAAAAUUAUUUUCUCCUCAGGCCUCCAAAUCACAGAACAUUAUAUGCUCUCCCAUGUGUACUCGGUUGGCCAUAUGGGAAUCUCUCAAGAGUGUGCUGGAUCAUUCUGAAGUGGUUUUCUUAGGAGCAUGUUGCUGGAUUUGAGUGGAAUAUACAGAAACUACCAGAGAACAACACAGGACAUAAAACACAGUGAUGAGUCUUGUCUCUUGGAGGUUGCCUUGCCGCUUUCCUAGCCCAUGUUUACUUGGAAAAGAAGUGGUCAGGCAUGGUUGCUCAGGAAGCCAUGGUUUCUCUACUUGGAGUGUAAUCUGUGGAAGCAACUAUGCCUGGAUAUCCCAGAGUUCUGCCGUACUGUUUAUUCCAGGUGGAAAAUAGGAUUCUCUUUGCAACAAACCACAUUUUUGAAAAGAUCAGAGGAAGUCCUGCUUGAGUAAUGAGCAAAGUUCAAUGAUAUGACUGUCUUCAUCUGUUAUAACAGGAAUCUCAAUAUUUGCCUCCUUUUCUUGAGAUAUAGGCAGGAAUAAAAAGCUGGAAGAGUUUAUUAGCCAGGAAUAUUUGUUUUGUGAAUGUAUCACUUCGGACUUUCAAAUAACAUGCAUCAUUUGGGUCAAGCUACACAGAGAACUACUUGUUUCAGCUCGCCCCCAAACCUUGUCAGAGGCUCUAUCUCCAGUGACCAUUUUAUAUAGUUGAUUUCACAGACUUUAUCAGGCCUUUCAAGAAGAAACAGGUCAUUUUUUGCUGUGGGUUGAACUCAGAAUGGCUGUAGUCAUCCGUUUACAGGGGCUUCCUGUUGUUGCGGGUCCUGCAGAUAUUCGCCAUUUGUUCUCAGGAUUGAAUAUUCCUGAUGGAGGUGUAUAUAUCACUGGAGGAGAAAAAGGAGAAGCUUUUGUUAUAUUUGAAACAGAUGAAGAUGCACGGCAAGCAAUGAGUUAUUCGGAGAGGUAUAUAAAAAACUCACGUAUUGGGUGUUUUCUCAGCAGCAAAACAGAAAUGCAGAACGUGAUAGAACUCAAUAGGAAAAGAUUUGAUCACAGUGGAAGAGAAACAAUUGGAUCUAGAUGGACAGAUUCUGGUAACUCUAGUAGUUUUUCGAAUAUAGUUGCAGCCAUGAGUAAAGGAACUGGCAGAUAUGGUUAUGAUUCUGUGGAUCCAUUCGAGGAUAGGCUUUAUUCAAAUGGCUCUGAAAACAACAGUACAGAUCUUUCGAAAUUAAGUUAUAAUCAUCCUAGGAGUAAUUUAAAUAAGAUAACACAUAAUCAAUUCAAGACAUCUAAUUCAGAUAAAUUGUACUUAUUCAUACGUGGUAUGCCUUACACUGCAACAGAAGGUGACAUACUAGCUUUCUUUGAUGGUUUACAAGUGGAUGGUAUAAUCAUGUUAAAAACCAAUGGGGUAAACAAUGGAGAUGGUCUGGUGAAAUUUGCUACACCGACUGAUUGCACGAGAGGGUUGCAGCGUGAUAGACAGUAUAUGCGCAACAGAUUUAUAGAAAUAUAUCGCUCUGAUGAAGGGACAUGGAUUAAGAGCAUGGGGAAAAAAGGAUUACAAAUGCAUCAGGAUUUCAGUGAUGAACAGUUUUCUCAUGAUUUCAAUAAAGAAAGACGCCCAGACUUCCAAUCCUCAAGAAUGCAUACCCGUUCAAAGUCUCCUCCAAGGAGGGUUGUGGCACAUACCCAUUCAAGAUCCCCUCCUAAGAGGAUUGCGGCACGUACCGUUUCGAGGUCUCCCCCAAGAAGUGUUAUGACACACAGCCAUUCAAGGUCUAUAUCAAGGAGGGCUGUGGCACGCACUCAUUCAAGGUCUCCACCAAGGAGGAUUACAGCACGCUCUCGUUCACCUUUAUCUGGUUCAAGCCGGUCUCCUUCACCUCAUAAUGGGGAACAUUAUAUACAUGUCAAAAAAUUGCCAUUUCCUAUUGAAAAGAGAGAAUUGAGAGCAUUCUUUGAAGACCUAGAUAUACCUGACAGUCAUAUUACAUUCCUUAAGAUACCUGACAAUAGACCAAACAAAGAUGCAGUUGUGAUGUUCAGAUCAAUGAGAGACUAUUAUUCUGCACUAGGUUAUCACAAGUACCCUCUUCGUGGGCAAGAAAUUUUACUUUUCCCCAUUUCUAAAGAAGCAGUGAUGCAGCUUGCUGGAUUUUCUGAAAAUGAAAAAUCCCCAGAAAGAUAUCACAUUGCAAACGAGAAAGGUGACUGGGAUAGAUAUUCUGAUCCAAAGACAUGUGUGUAUGUUAGAAACUUUCCAUAUGAUGUGACAAAACGUGAAGUCCGCACGUUUUUUGCAGGAUUUAAUAUUAGCAAUUAUGACAUUCAUUUGCUUUACGAUGACAAAGGAAUUGGACUGGGAGAAACACUGGUCAAGUUCAGAACUGAAGAUGAUGCUCGGAAAGCUGAAAGCUUAAAUCGCCGUCGGUUUUUGGGGACAGAGGUGCUUUUGAGAUGUAUAUCUGAGAAGCAAAUGAAAGAGUUUGGUGUUAAUGUUCCACCAGUGUCAGAUGGAAAGAUGCAGGAUCAUAUCCGUUCAUAUGAAAGAGGUCAACAAGGGAACCAAAAGCAUCCAUCUGAUUAUAGACAUCCACCUAGUGAUCUUAUCAGCACAUCUGAUAAUUUUAAAGAUUCUGCUCCAUUUACAGAGUUUGGUGAAGGUGCUCGUGGAAAUUUUCCAGGUGGACGCUUCAUGUCAGAUUCUAAUGUCAGUGGUAGUUCAAAUUGCUUCACUCUGAUUAAAUUAAAGAAUAUACCAUUUCAAGCAACACCAAAUGAAAUUCUGGACUUUUUUCAUGGGUAUAAGAUUAUUCCAGAAUCUCUUUCAAUCCAGCACAACCAAUAUGGACUGCCUUCUGGUGAAGCUGUUAUCGCCCUAGUAAAUUAUAAUGAAGCCAUGGCAGUUGUUAAUGAAUUAAAUGAUAGGCCACUCGGCCAACGCAAAAUUAGAUUAACUUUGGUAUAGAUAAAAAGAUGGCUUGAAAAUAUUUGCAUUGUUAAUGUUGAGAAAUGACAUUUUCAAGUAGAAGUUUACUAUUUGUAAAUACUUUUGACUGGUUUUAAAAUUUAGGCCACUAUUGUGUGGGAUUUUAUUAGACACUACUGGAUCACCUUGGUAGUUCAUGAAAACAUGACUUUGAAAGUAUUUUGUUUUUUAUCCCAUAACCCCAUGCAGAUGUCUAAUUUGUCUUUAUUAAUUCAAUAUAGCUGCACUUAGAGCUAGAAAUUAUGUUCUUCUGUGUAUGUUAACAAGAAGACCCACCGUUUUUCUUGAAUUCUUGUCCAUUAUUAUGUUCAGUGGUAUUUUGAGUAUCUUUUUCAUGCUGGUUCAGCAUUUCUUUUAAAAUAAAAAUAUAUCUAUUGAAAAUUGUGCUUAUUUUUAUUUGGUACAGUCUGGACACUUAAGAACUUACCUUGCUUAAUAAUGUGUACCUUGCUUAAUAAUGUGUUAUUAAGAUGUUAUGUAAUGUAUGUGUGAUUUUUAUGAUUGGAAACCGCCCUGAGUCCCGGGAGAUAGGGCAGUAUAUAAAUAAAGUUUUAUUAUUAUUUUACUAUUAUUAAGUUAGGGCUGCAUUUUGACAAUGAAUAUAUCCCAUGUUUACCUUUGUAGCACUUGCAGAAUAUACUUAAUAGAGGAAAUACAGUGUAAGAUAACAUAGGAGGAUUUCUUUUGCAUUGUGUAGCUCUUCUGUGCACUUCAAGCCCAUAGAGUAGCGGAUGACCUGAAACAGGUUUACAAAAUGUUGUUGCUUUGAGGAAAAAAAAAUGAGUGCUUUUAAAAAUCACGAUGGAAUAAUAGUUCAGAACAGUUAUAGGAAGGAUUUAUGGAGAAACAAGUAUAAUUUUUCAGAUUAUAAAAAAAACCUGGUUUACUCAUGAAUUUUAACUGGUUAACCAAAUCCCCAUGCUAAGUCUAUGAGACGCAAAACAUUAAGAGUCCCUCCAGGCACUAUCUCAAGCAGAUAUUGACAGGUUUGUAGCCGGGGGUGGGGGUGUGUGCUAGGGGUUCAACCCCCCCCCCUGAAAUUUUCAAAACCCCUCCCAAAUUUUUUUAAUGGCUACGGCCCUGCAUAGAAGUAUACAAAAUACAUGAACCUGGGGCCUGUGUGAAAUUCAGAUUUUCUUUCAAUAGAUUCAAUAGCACAGUAUCUUUGUAUUGGUAAGCCUAACUGGUUUUUAAGAAAAGCUUAUCGAAACCUUCUUAGACUAUCCUUUCCUGUCCAGCCUGUCUGUUCCAAGACAUUAUUUCAAAAUGUUUGUACCUUUUUACAUAGGAAGAUGAAAAAAAAUACUUAUAUAUGGUAUAGCUUUUCAAAGGAGUUAGUUUUCUCAGUAUAUUUACAGUUUCAGAUUUGUUGAGAUGACUGGUUACGUAGGUUAUUUUAUAAGAUAUCCAAGCAUAUUUCUAUGCCUUUAUCUGUGGAUAUUCUAGAAUUUGUGGAAGUAACAGGUUGUUGAAUGUGUGCUUCUUAAAUUAACUAUUGUUUAUUUAUUUAAUAUUUACUAUAUUUAUACCCUGCUCUUAAUCCCAAAGGGAACUCAGUGUGGCUUACAGAGUAUGGCAAAGUUCAAUGCCACAUUAUACAACAAAUAUAUCAAAUUAUAAAACAAUUAAAACAUAUAAAUGCAAUAAACCAGAUUGCUGACCUUGGGAUGCUGAAAUGUAGGCUGGUCUAAAUCGAGUUCGGCAGCACCAAGCAGCCGGAGUGAGUGCCCAGAAGCUGAGUUAGGUGCAGCAAGGGAAACAAACGCUGCCCCUUCCCCCAAAGCCCCUGGUCAUGGUACCUUCACUUCUUGCUUUUGUCUGAGGCCCCGCGGGAGUGGUUCUUUUUAUGCUCCAGCCUUUGGGCUCCAGCCUCUUGAUUGCCAUGAUAUAAAAAUACAGUAAAAUGGCAAGAUACUAAUAACACACCAGUGAAGUUUUUCAUUUGGUUCAACAGCAGCAAUCCACAAAUUUGUAUCCCUGUCACUUCAGUUACACUUUUAGGUAUUCAGCAUUACUGAUGCAAUUUUAAAACAACAAAGUUGAGGGUAACUAAACUAGGAUUUUUCUGCCUUACCCUUGUAAACUGUUUGAAAAGAAGAACCACUCCUUGAUCUGUUGCAUCUUGCUGUUAAAUGACAUCUUUUGUGAAGUAGGCUCUUGUCUGCAAAUGUUUAUGUGAAAAAUAAAUGAUUACUCUUUAGUUGCCA
Molecule: messenger RNA, 5923 nt
Organism: Anolis carolinensis (green anole)
Lineage: Eukaryota; Metazoa; Chordata; Lepidosauria; Squamata; Anolidae
Product: RNA-binding protein 12B
Exons: 3
Coding region: 1500-3695 (731 amino acids)
Cellular component (GO): ribonucleoprotein complex
Molecular function (GO): RNA binding
Source: RefSeq, a predicted model, not a curated record